Molecule: messenger RNA, 1978 nt
Organism: Spodoptera litura
Lineage: Eukaryota; Metazoa; Arthropoda; Insecta; Lepidoptera; Noctuidae
Source: RefSeq, a predicted model, not a curated record
ACGGUUAAUGGCGAUCUCAUCUCGUAGACCAGUCGUUGGAACCAAAGCUGCAACCAUGAUCAAGACACUAGCUCUUCUUUGCCUCAUGGCACCAGCCUUCCUUGAUGCAGCCCGUCAGGUUGGCUUCAGAUAUAAGUUCGAACUCUCCAUAUUUGGAUUCGGAACUUCCAAUUUCAUCGACGGUCCACGCAGUAACAGCAGUGCCUUAUCCAAGGGCUGGGUGAACGUGGAGAGACCCUACAGUCCUGAGGGAUAUGAAGCCCUGCAGCUGUGGUGCCCCGCAGACGACUACGUGAUUUGUAUUCUUACUGACGAAACUGGAUACACUGCUGGUUUGCAGAUCUCGAUUCCGAGUGACAAAUUCACCCCAGCAUUGGAUAUGGCGGUACUUGGUUUCCAAAACUGGUCAGCUGACGUUAACGGAGAGACCAUCGAGUACUACACCAAGGCUCAGUACUUCGUGUCUGCUGAUGCUGCCACCCGUAUCGCUUAUGCAAACCCUGAUAAGGCACUAAUCAGGAAUGAUUACGUCGCGGUAGAAGGUUUCAAUGGUGAGCUGGUGCAAAUUGCCAAGUCUCUCAGCGACUUGGACAGCAUCUUCACUAAACAAGCCUGCAUCCCCUGGAUGGGUCUCCACUACUACUACGACAUGAGCAGUUCCCUUGAAUGCAGUGCAUCCACUAUUCUGACUUGGUUCCCCUUGUACGAAAGUGAUGAGCUUAUUGGUAUGGGUUUCCUGGUUCCUGGUACUUUAACAGUAGCUUCAGGAGAAGUGGACCACUUUGAACACCCGAAGAAAAGUGAUGUUGAGAUGAUCGUGAACUCUGGUCCUCAGUGCUUGUACGACAUCGUCGGCAACAGCGGUGUCGUCACCUUGCAUUCAUACUUCAUCGAAACUCCUCGUCAACUACUUUGUCUGUCGGCAACUAUAUAUAGGGUCAGUGGACAUCUCUGUUCAUCCACCAGUAGUGUCGCAGUCGUUGGUACCACAGCUACAGCCAUGAUCCGGACAGUUGCUCUUCUUUGCCUUCUGGCACCUGCCUUCAUUGAUGCUGCCCGAACUGUUGGCUUCAGAUAUAGGUUCGAUUUGAGUCUUCUUAAUUUUGGCACCAAAAACUUCAUAAACAGCCCACGCACCAAUACCUCUGCUGCUAGUCAAAAUUGGGUGAAUGUAGAGAGACCCUACAGUGCUGAGGGAUAUGAAGCCCUGCAGCUGUGGUGCCCUGCAGACGACUACGUGUUCUGUAUUCUUACUGACGAAACUGGUAACACUGCUGGUGUGCAGAUCUCGGUUGAAUAUGACCGAUUCCAACCAACUUACGAUAUGGACACACUCGGUUUCCAUACAUGGUCACCUGAAGUUAACGGAGAGACCAUCGAGUACUACACCAAGGCUCAAUACUUCGUGUCUGCUGAUGCUGCCACCCGUAUCGCUUACGCAAACCCUGAUAAGACGCUGAUCAGGAAUGAUUACGUCGCGGUAGAAGGUUUCAAUGGUGAGCUGGUGAAGAUUGCCACGUCUCUCAGCAACCUGGACAGCAUCUUCACUAAACAAGCCUGUAUCCUCUGGAUGGGUCGCCACUACUACUAUGACAUGAGCUCUUCCCUUGAAUGCGGUGCCUCCACCAUUUUGACAUGGUUCCCCUUGUACGAAGACAAUACGCUUAUCGGCAUGGGCUUCAUGUUGCCUGGUAUUUACACAUUGCCCAAAGGAAGCUUUGACCACUUUGAACAUCCAGACAAAAGUGCGGUUCAGCAAAUCGUGACCUCAGGCCCUCAGUGCUUGUAUGACACCGUGGGUGAAAAAGGUGUGCUCACCAUGCACGUCUACUACAUCGAAACUCCUCGUCAAAUAUUCUGUUGAUGCAAAAAAAACAAUCUAAAACAUAAAUGACAACAUGUUUGUAGCUGCUGUUAAAUCCACAAUUCUGUUAUGUUUAUAAAACAAAUUUUUAAUCAAUAAAUUUCUUAAUAUGCC